GCGCUGUGGUGGUGACCUGGCAAAAGCGCAGGCGAGGAAGACGAAGGGCAAAAGGCAGGGAAAAACCAAACGGAAGCUAGCUGGCUGGAGGAAAUUACUCGUAAAGUGGGUUGAAUUCUUUGUAGAGGGCGCCCAGCAUUCAGGUCGUUAACAAUGGUGAAAAUUUUUGUGGGAAAUCUGCCCCGAGAGGCAGACCAGGAUGAAAUCAAGGCACUCUUUACCCAGUACGGCACAGUCACAGAGUGUGCCAUCAUCAAGAACUACGCCUUCGUCCAUAUGGAUGACCGCAAGGCCGCCACCAAAGCCAUCAAAAACCUGCACCUCUUCAAGCUUCACGGCACACCAAUCAACGUGGAGGCCAGCCACGGGAAGAACCAGGGCUCAGUCAAACUGCAUGUAGCCAAUGUAGAGAAGGGAUCCGAUGAAGAGCUCCGCGCUCUCUUCGAGGAGUAUGGCACGGUCACAGAGUGUGCUGUUGUCAAGAAUUUUGCUUUUGUACAUAUGUCCAACUCUGAUGAGGCCAUGGAUGCCAUCAAGGGACUGGACAACACUGAAUUUCAAGGCAAGCGCAUCCAUGUCCAGAUUUCCAAGAGCCGCCCCAGACAUGACGAACGGGACGACUACCCCCCUCCUCCCCCAGACAGAGGUGGCUACUGGCCCCCACGCUAUCCAGGAGAGAGGCACGAGCCUCCCCCUCCCAGCUACCUGAGAGGCCGCCUCAGUCAUAUUCCCCCAGGUUACCCAGCCCCUCCUCUGCCGCCCCCUCCCCCUAGACGAGCUGUUUAUCCUGACCGUCCCUAUGAGGGUGAGAGGGACAGAUAUGGCGUGGUAGAUUACUAUGAGAAGUACAGAGCCCGUCCGUACGGCAUGGCCUCCUACGAGGAUCAGCGUGCCGGCGUCCCCCCUCCUCCCCCUCCCCCCUCAGCCGUCGUCCGAGACCGUCUCAUGACGUCGUCGCUUGACCCGUAUGAUCGUCGCCCCCUCCCACCUCCCCCGUCCUCGUACUACGCCCGAGAUCGCAGCCCCCUCAGGAGAGCUCCUAGCACGCCAAUGCCCCCCGCCAGUAACGGCUACUCCUACGAGCGCUCUCGACUCUCUCCGGUUUCCCGGGUCCCGGCAUACGGAGUUCCACGUGCCAGGGACCCCUACGCAGACCGGCUGCCCCCGCCACCGCCUGCACGCUACGCUUAUUAAGCGAGGCCCCGACAUGUGAAGGAUCGUCGUCCGACUGCGUCGCCGCUCGCCGCCUCCUGAUGCACGUGACACUAUCCACUUCCUGUCUGCGGCUGAGCGCGUUAAGUUCCCCUGAGAUGCUCACAGGAGGAACCGAAUUGCCGACGUCCACGUCUGUUUUUGUUUUUAUUAUUUUGGGACAGUUUUUACUCUCGUAUUUUUUUGCCCUGAUUGUUUUAGUUUGUUAUUGUGGUGUAGUAUUUUUAAUGCUUGACGUCAAGAGUUAGGCGUUUUUUGUUUUUUUUUUAAAUUGUACUUUUACGUUUGAAAACUUAGUGUUCUGAUGUGGUGUGUAACCUUAGAAAGCUGAAUCAUUUCAGCAGCAGUUUCUAGGCGAUACUUGUGACUGUAGAUUUAACUGAACUGAAUCAUGUUUGGUAUUAAAUCUAGUCUGCACGUUGGUUCCAUCAUGUUAAACUUUUCCAUCGAAAAACUAAACCUCCAUGUGGCGUUGCUGUGAAAAUUUAAACUGCUAAGACGCAAGAGUUUGACACAUGUAGAAAGUAACUGCUAGGUACUGCAGUUACCUUAAAGCGUUCAUGUACCUGUCCAUUGUCGAUCUUUUUUUUCUUUUUUUUUUUUUUUUAAAUAAAUCGAAAUUGUGCAGUAAUGUUGUUCACAGAUGUGCUGAAAAACAUGCCCAGCGCUGAAACACCUCAUCACUGCAACCGCUUGAAUUGAUUCGAAUCCUCUCCUAGGAUCCUUCGAAAAUAUAAAUUUAAUGAAUAUGCGUUUAUAUAAGAUGAAAUCACGAAUAACAAACUUGUGAAAAUCGUCACGCUGAUUAAAGAAAUAUAUCUCUUCUCUGAAAUACUACAGCUUUUAUCAUUCAUCAGCGAACCUUUUUUCCCUCAGUGCCAAAACUGAAAACCUCUUCACUUUAUAGCUUAGGUGAGUAGAGGCGUUAACACUCAAGCAGGUGAGACUUCAUAGAUGAGACUAGUUUACCUUGAAUCUGGGGGAGAUGACAUCAGAGGCUACUGGAGACCUUCAGAAUCAACAGGUAAGUCCAGGGCUUUAAGCACCACUGGGACUGCACAUGCUCACAUUGAACUGUUUUAUUGGUAAAUAUGAAUAGUUCUGUACCACAGAGGUUUGUAACAGUGGAAAUUAUAUUUUGUUUUUCACUCAUUACCUGUUGGCAAAACUCCAUUCAGCUGUAAAUCUGCUGCUCUUUAUUGCCAGUGUUUGUAAUUCAAAAUUAUAUACAUUCAGGAGCUGGCAGCCCUGUAUACAGCACUGACGGCACAUUUAAUACCAGACUUGAAGACCAUGGUUAGAUUUAGGUCCAAUGUUUUUGAAACUGGAAAUUAGCAAAGCAUUUAGGUUAGUUAGGUUCAGUUAAACUGGACAAGAGUGAAGGUUUUGACUGAAUGGACUUAAUCAGAAAGUGCACAUUUUUGUUUUACAGAUGUUAUCAGUAUAACCUUUGUACAAAAGGGCAAAAAGUCAACAAUACUGGGAGAUUGCUAUAUUAGUCAAUUUUACACAGAAUUUUGAUGGAGGUGAGAAGUUUACAGUACUCUGCUUUGUAUUGCCAUUUUGGAUUCUGACCUGCAUGAAUAAAAUAUUUAAAACAAUGA
Molecule: messenger RNA, 2816 nt
Organism: Lates calcarifer (barramundi perch)
Lineage: Eukaryota; Metazoa; Chordata; Actinopteri; Centropomidae
Product: RNA-binding protein 4B
Exons: 4
Coding region: 154-1194 (346 amino acids)
Cellular component (GO): cytosol
Molecular function (GO): mRNA binding
Source: RefSeq, a predicted model, not a curated record